CUUUGUUCAAUAUACAGAUUUUAUAUUUCGCUGCAUUUCAUCUUUAUCUUUAUAUCUUUUCAUUUUGAGUUUUAUUAUGGCAUCAGAGCCUAGGCUUGCCUAGGGACUCUUUGAUUCUUUCAAAUUUCUUAAUUCUCUGUUUCAUAUUUGACUGUUUCCUCUAAGCUUUAUUUUGUGCUGAAAAUGAAUGAUGCAUCUAGUAAAACUACGGAUGAAAGUUCAUCUAAAACCACCAAGCGUGACAGCUCUCUUGAGCAUGAUGACCCGUAUAGUGCAUACUAUCUUAAUCACACAGACAAUAGUAAUUCUGGAGCAGUCACUACACUCCUUGAUGGAAGGAAUUAUCACACUUGGCACAGAGAUUUUGAAAUAAAUCUUAAACUAAAAAACAAAAUGGGUUUUGUUGAUGGAACUCUUGCUAUGCCAACAAGUGAUGAUCCAAAUUUACAAGCCUGGGUCAAGUGUAAUACACUGGUGACGUGCACUUGUCGUGAGGUGCACUCAAAAUAAAUAAUACAAUACAACACUUAUACGUAGUAUAGCGUAGUAAGGUUCGUAUCCGCAGGGAAAGGAAUACUUCUCUUUUUAUAACUAGUAAUAAGGGGGGGUUUAGAUUUGUUGUUGAAGAACUUUUUAGAAUAUUAAAACACAAAGAUGAACGAGUUAUGUG
Cuscuta epithymum is the source of this 670-nucleotide messenger RNA. The record is from the annotation of a GenBank genome assembly. NCBI's taxonomy places the organism in Eukaryota, Viridiplantae, Streptophyta, Magnoliopsida, Solanales, Convolvulaceae.